This is a messenger RNA of Branchiostoma floridae (Florida lancelet), 2298 nucleotides long. RefSeq names its product protein O-linked-mannose beta-1,4-N-acetylglucosaminyltransferase 2-like. Gene Ontology annotation, cellular component: endoplasmic reticulum. Gene Ontology annotation, biological process: protein O-linked glycosylation via mannose. The transcript is spliced from 2 exons. The record is from RefSeq and is a predicted model, not a curated record. Gene Ontology annotation, molecular function: protein O-acetylglucosaminyltransferase activity; protein binding. NCBI's taxonomy places the organism in Eukaryota, Metazoa, Chordata, Leptocardii, Amphioxiformes, Branchiostomatidae. Bases 173 to 1945 code for a protein of 590 amino acids.
ACUCCGCUAGAUGACACUUUUGUGCCGUGUUCGGUUUCAACUCUGACCCUACUGAAACCUGGAGCUGCUUGCUGCAAACGUGCACGUUCCUUCGGUCUUUGUUUAUGUUUCAUAAUUUGAGUGUCAAACGAAGAUGGCUGCUAUCUGAAAAUGAGUAAGGUGUUCCAUCAUCAUGGUAGUCAUGUUGAACUUGGACAUGAUCCUGAAGGUUACAUGGCUGGUAACAACAGUUGGGUUUGCUGUACUUUUGUCAGACUACCUCAGACUUCGACAACAACAGUGUACAGAAGACACUACAGGAAGACCUUCCAAUCUUCCUGACCGUGACCAUGUCCAGCAGGGCUCAUCGGUGUGGUGUUAUGGAGACAACAACACCAACAGGACGUGUAAGUUCUCCAACCUCUGCUUCUCCCCUCAGUAUCAACAGUUUGUGUUCUUCCACGGCGAGCAGACUGUCACCCACGGAACCCACAACCGCUUCCAGCCGGCCCUCGUGGACUUGUCCUCCGUUCCUGACCACAACACGCAGUAUUUCCAGUAUGUUGACCUUCCAGCCUCCGCGCUGACGGACUUCAAGAAAGUUAAGAUCUACCCAGGAACAAGUCUGAUCUUCAACAGGUUCAAUCCAGACAACCUGAUGCAUGUGUUUCAUGACGAUCUCCUCCCCAUUUAUUCCACCCUUCGACAGAUUACAGCGAGUGAUUUUGGUCCUUUCAACCUCAACAGCAGACUGGUCAUCAUGGAAGGCUGGCGACCAGGAGAGUUCAUUGACCUUUAUCAGAUGUUCUCAACUGAAGACCCCAUCUUCAAACAAGACCUACUUGAUUCAGGAGAACUUGCAUGUUUUACCAAUGCUUAUGUUGGUUUGUCCAAGGCAACAACUUGGUAUCAGUAUGGCUUUAAGGUGCCACAAGGCCCAAAGGAAAACAUAACUGUAACAGGCAUGGAGAUCAGGCAAUUCACAGACUUUGUAUAUGUCAGGUUAGGAAUAGAGAAUACAGGUCUUACAGAGACAAAGUACAUUGUGCUGUUCUCACGUAGAUUAAAUAGGUUUAUUGUGAAUGAAGUGGAUGUGACGAUUGCUUUGGCAAGAGAGUUCGACAUGAGGGUUAUUACACUCAGCAUGGAGUCCCACACUGUACCUCAGCAAAUUGCAGUUAUAAGACAGGCAUCCAUGUUAAUUGGAAUGCAUGGGUCGUUCUUGACAUUGGAGAUGUUCUUGCCUCCUGGUGCUGUUGUUGUUGAACUGUUUCCUUAUGCUGUCAACCCAGAACACUACGCACCGUACAGAACACUAGCCAGCCUGCCAGGGAUGGAACUAACAUAUGCAGCAUGGAGGAACACUGAACAGCAGAACACAAUCACACAUCCAGACAAUCCUUGGGACCUGGGAGGAAUCGCACACUUGGAUCCAGCAGAGCAAGAUGCCAUUUUGAGAAGUAUAGAAGUUCCGAGGCACCUCUGCUGCAGGAAUCCAGAGUGGCUCUUCAGGAUUUAUCAAGACACUGUUGUGGAUAUACCGUCAUUUCUUAAGACUGUAAACACCGCCAUGAAGGAUGCAGAGGCAAACAAGCAAGGAACCUGUGGCACAAGUACAUGUGAAGAACAUUACGAGAAAAUUUACCCAGGCCAGAUAGUUGAUGUUACAUGUCAGACUGUUAGAUUAUCUGAUGGGCAUGUUGGAUUGCAGUUGUCAUGGCAACCACCAUGGAACCUGCAGUACCUCAAUGCAAAGGACACUGGAUAUGAAGUGUGGAUUCAGGAACAGGGUAAAGCGAGCUAUAUGCCAUGGAUUCUCCCCUUCACUAGCCAUGUGUUUUCAGAAGGGAUAGAGGCUGGACUUGACUAUAACGUGUGGGUCAGAUGUAUUGUUAAUGGAACUGUGGUAGGGCCAUUUGCUGAUGCUGUACAGUGUGUACUAAAGGUUCAUGAACCUCAAAAAUAGAGGAAGUACUCUCAAAGAAAACAAGAAGCUGAAAUGGUAAUAUUUGCAAGCAAAUACAUAAUGCAUAGCCUGGUAAUAAACUGCUGCUCUGUUUGACCUUACUUAAUCACUUUCAUAUGGUGACCAGUCCCUCCAGCUCUGCCACUUGCUAUGUUUGUCUAGUUCAGGUCAUUGACCUUAUUUGUUUGGAGAAGAUGAAAAAGAGUAAGAAUGGGAGCGAAAACAAGACAUUUCCCUUCAGUGAAGGUAAACAUAAGUAUACAAAUAACUGGCUGGGAAGAAUAAUUGAUGUUACAUUGAAAUAAAGAAAGUGCCAAUAUGAUUAUGUAAUAAAGCAUUUUAUUGAUAUUUUA